Hyaloscypha bicolor E is the source of this 5736-nucleotide messenger RNA. RefSeq names its product putative Serine/threonine-protein kinase cek1. Lineage: Eukaryota; Fungi; Ascomycota; Leotiomycetes; Helotiales; Hyaloscyphaceae. Bases 1 to 5736 code for a protein of 1911 amino acids. Gene Ontology annotation, cellular component: cytoplasm; nucleus. The transcript has 2 exons. Gene Ontology annotation, molecular function: ATP binding; protein serine/threonine kinase activity. The record is from RefSeq and is a predicted model, not a curated record. Gene Ontology annotation, biological process: phosphorelay signal transduction system; peptidyl-serine phosphorylation.
AUGGAGGAGAACAAUGAUAUGCUGGCACCCCCGGCUGUCUCGCAGCUGCGUGCGCAGGCUGGUGGUCAGAUGGAACGCUCCCUCAGUGCAGACAUUCGGGAGGAGAGGGAAGACUUGCGCGAGGCGGCAGAGCAGACAAUGAAUGUCAUCAUGGAUCUCAGCUUGGACGGCAUAAUCAGAUGGGUCAGUCCCUCGUGGACCGAUGUCAUCGGCACCACGUUCGAGUCUGUCCAGGGAAAGCCCAUCAAGGACCUUCUGGUCAGUGAUAACAAAGAGGUCUUUGCAGAGAUAGUGGAGUCGAUGCAGAAGGACGACUCAAGAAGUCACCUUGUACGAUUCACAGUUCAAUUAGGUCCUGCCUCGAGGUUGGCGCCCAUCGAGAUUACGGACCAGCUCGAGCCCGAGGGCGAAGAUGUUCCAAUGGCUACGGAAGAACCUUCUACUAUUGAUCUGGAGGGGCAAGGUAUCAUGGUCUACGACAGAUCAUCUGGAGGCGAAAGUCACACGAUGUGGAUGAUUCGACCCUGGAUUGCCCCACGCGAAAUACAAAUCGACCUGCCGUCUGUUAUCGUCGAUUCCCUAGGCUCUGGAGCAGAAGUCCUGGCAAGCUACCUUACAACCCUCGCUGAGGCAGGUUUGGAGGACCCGCAGCACCAUGCACCACCUCUACCGGUCCUGUGUCGGAUCUGCGAGCGUCAGAUUCCGCCGUGGUGGUUCGAGAAGCACACUGAGCUCUGUCUACAAGAACACAAGGCCGAGAUGGAAGUUCAGAUGUGUCAGGAGAAUCUUACAGAGCACCGUCAUGCGAUUGUCAAAGUUCUCGAUGCUCUCGAAGCACGGAAAUCACGACCAAAUUCGGGCGAACAACCCAUCCUCGCACCACCGCAAGCUGAGUACAAAGGUAUGCCAAUCGGACCGAGUUCCUCGACAUCUUCCUCGUCCGGAACUGCCUCGCCAGGUACUCCAAGUGGAAGAUCAAGAGAUCCCUCGACUUCCGGCUUCGGUCAUGCACGCGCACGGUCAUUCGCAGUACGACGCCCUCAAGCACGAAUUGUCGAGCUGCUGCUGGAUCUCUGUGACACCUCAAUCGAGAUCAGUACCCCAGCUAUUAAGGAAGCAUCUUCGAAAGCUCCUGGCGAGUUUCGCACGCAGUCCCCGCAAUCGGAAUCCCGAAUAUCGCAGGUUAUCCAGUGGCAGUCUCCGAGCACAAACACCCUGGAUCAGGAGCAAGGGCUUGCAUUGCUGUGUGCAGACAGCGAGAGAGCAGCCAAGGCGAAAGUUGAGGCUGUGCUUCGCCACCGAAGGAUUAUCGAGUACUCGGAACGUAUUCGCAUGGAAUUCACGGUAAUUGUGCAAGACUGUAUCGAUGAGGCGAUGCGAAAGGCCGCGAAGAUUGCCGCUGGUCAUCUCACAGACUCUGAUGCGGAGGAGGAGAGAACUCCUGCACACGAUGACGGGUUCUUCACUGGAUCUUUUGAUGGACCAUCCUCUUUGGCCCAAGCUCUCCGUACAGCUGAACUGGAGCGAGAAGGCGGUCGAAGAACCUCAUUUACAAUUGCCUCGACAAGAUCAAGCAGCCCCAAGGAAUGCCCAACUCCGCGAUCGCACACUGGCCAAGUCAGCAGUAUUCUCUCGCAGUCUCAGGAUUCCCGUCGGCAGUCCCUGUUCUUCGAGAGCGAUGCUGGUGAUAGCGAUGGAAGCGUUAGAUCCUCAUCAUUGAUGUCUCGACCCGCACGAACCGAAUCCCCUGUCUCAGAGUUUGGCGACCUUCGACGUGCUGCAAGCUCUCGCCGAAGCCAUCGAAGAAGCAUCAUUCUGCCUGGUACUUCUUCCCCUCGGCGUCAGGAGUCACCAGUUCGAAUGCCCCAACCAUCAUCUCCAUUAAGGAUAGCAAAGCCGCGUGCUGGUCUGCCGACUCCCCAUGAAGGCAUUGUUUCCCCUACUGCUUCGCCAAUGCUCCCCGGCAGCGAAUUCAGCUCUCCUGCUAUCAUUCCAUCCCACCACAGACGUCAGUCGUCAGCUGCUGGCUCGGAUCCUUCACGACCUCCACCAUCUCCACGGUUAGCCUCUGUCAGUGCACCGCAAGCACGAGCAGUGCCGCCAUCCAUCAAGGAUUUCGAAAUCAUCAAACCCAUCAGCAAGGGAGCGUUUGGAAGCGUCUAUCUGGCGAAAAAGAGAUCGACCGGUGAUUACUAUGCUAUCAAGGUCUUGAAGAAAGCGGACAUGGUUGCCAAGAAUCAAGUUACCAACGUGAAAGCCGAGAGAGCCAUCAUGAUGUGGCAAGGCGAGAGCGACUUUGUUGCAAAGCUAUAUUGGACAUUUUCGAGUAAAGAUUACCUCUAUCUGGUCAUGGAGUAUCUUAACGGUGGAGAUUGUGCAUCUCUCAUCAAGGUUCUUGGUGGCUUGCCAGAAGACUGGGCGAAGAAAUACCUCGGGGAAGUGAUCUUAGGUGUGGAACACCUUCACAACCGUGGGAUCGUUCAUCGCGAUCUGAAGCCUGAUAAUCUUCUGAUUGAUCAGAAAGGUCAUCUGAAACUGACGGACUUUGGUCUGUCGAGAAUGGGAUUGAUUGGUCGUCAAAAGCGUGUGCUGAAUAGCACAACAAACGAGUCUGCUCCGGAUUUGCUUAAGCAAGGCCCAUUCGCACGAACUACCUCGAUUAGCUCAUCGCGCUCAACUUCAUUCGAUUUUCAAGGGCAUCACUCCCCUGGCUCUACACCUCAAAUGACCCCAGAUCUUGCAGGUGGUCUUACGACACCAUCAUACUUCACUCUCAGCCGAGAAAGUACUAUGAACAAGGAAUCGCGUCGUACAUCCGGUCGAAGCGAUAGCGGUGGUAGCGAAACAUUGAACCAGAUGUUCAGCAGCUUCUCUCUCAACGACCCACAAGCCCAACAAAUGCUCAAUCAAAGAAGAUCUCCCAUCGAGGAAAUGAGCGAGACCGAAAGCAAUGGUAAUGGCUCGCCUGACCCAUUGUCUCUUCACCAGACUACAACCCAGUCUAGCUCCGAGCAGAAGAACACCCCGCCACAAAACAGUAUGAUGCCGCCUCCGAUGGCUUUGUUUGAUCCCGACGACACGAAUCGCCGAUUCGUUGGUACGCCGGAUUAUCUUGCGCCCGAGACCGUGAAUGGUGUGGGCCAGGAUGAGAUGAGUGAUUGGUGGUCUGUUGGCUGCAUUCUGUUCGAGUUCCUCUACGGAUAUCCGCCAUUUCAUGCAGGCACACCCGAUGAGGUGUUUGAGAACAUCCUCGCACGGAGAAUCUCUUGGCCGGACGAUAACGAUAUCGAAGUUUCCCCUGAAGCCAAAGAGCUGAUGAACAAGCUCCUCUGCCUCGAUCCCAAGGAUCGGUUUGGACGGAAUAACGACGACAAGUAUUCCUGCGGUGGUGAAGAGAUCCGAAACCACGCUUGGUUCGAAGGCGUAAAUUGGGAAACGCUUCUCGAGGACGAUGCUCAAUUCGUUCCAGCGCCGGAAAACCCGGAAGAUACAGAGUACUUCGAUGCUCGUGGUGCUACGCUACAAUCCUUUGCAGAAGAGAUGGAAGAUCAGUCUUCGCCACCAAGCUCGACGCCAGGUGCCGAGUACCACGAGAGACCCCACGACGCGUUGUCUCGAGUGAGGUCUCAAGUGAACUCGAUCAAGCGAGGACUAAUGCCGUUACACAUUCCGCCACACGUGCGGGACAUGAAGAGUCGCAGAUUGAGCGAGCCGGUAGUUGCUGAUGACUUCGGAAACUUUGCCUUCAAGAACUUGCCGGUCUUGGAGAAGGCGAAUAAGGAUGUUAUUCAGAAGCUUCGGGCCGAGGCGAUGGCCGCUCAGAGCAAGCCCAUCACUAGCCCCCCUGUGUCUGCCACCAGCGUCAGCUCUCCCCAGCCGACUCUGGAGGGAAGUCCGAUUCUACCUAUGCCAAUACAACGAACACUAUCCAAUGCUAAGGCUUCCAACCGACCUUCGUCACCCUCAGGAUUCAGCCAAGCCAAUUCGUCACCAAGCAGGGCUUCACAACCAUCUUCGCCUCUGCUUGUUUCGUUUGUCGCUGGCCAAAAUGGGGAAGGACGUCGCAAAACCUCAAGCAACUCGUCAAGUCUAUCACAUCAGUCAAGCAGCUCGUUGGCCCCUGGAAGCUUCUUUGAAGCUCCUCGAAUGCCUGUUACUCUUCAAAAGGCUGUUUCAGCUCUGUCGUCUCCGAUCAAGAGUCGAGGAAGCGCUCAGAUUCCGCCCCCAUUAGCAUUGUCUCCACAGAAGAUCACGACACCAAGACAAACCAGCGGUUCUUCGAAUCGUGCUCGCUCCCAGACCGUUGGUUCUCAGGAAGGCAGCCCAAUUCCGGCAGACUUGUUCUCUCACCGGAAGCGACGAAGCCAGGUUUUUGACAUGUCACCAUCGUCGUCAGACAACGAAGGUGAGAAGGCGAAUGCUCUUCUUCGUGUUCAACGACGUCGUCAAAGCUCCAGGCGCAUGUCACAUAUCACCCUCGCUGAUGGACCUAUCUUCCGUUCUCUUGAUGUGCUUAUUUGCGAGGAUCAUCCAGUCUCUCGAAUGGUCAUGGAGAAAUUGCUUGAAAAGUUGCGAUGUCGAACGAUUACUGUCUCGACCGGAGCUGAAGCCUUACGAUAUGCUAUGAGUGAGAUCAAAUUCGACAUCAUCUUGAUGGAGUUUAAAUUGCCUCAAAUUAACGGUGCCGACGUGGCCCGAAUGAUUCGAGAGACCAAGAAUGCCAACUCGCAGACUCCGAUUGUUGCUGUUACAGGCUAUCUCAAGGAGUUGCAAGAUCCUCAUCACUUCGACGCUUUGAUCGACAAGCCUCCGACGACUUCCAAGUUGACGGAAGCGAUGUGCAGGCUUUGUCAGUGGAAGGCUCCGGCACCUGGGCAAACUGUCUCGAAUCCCAUACCGUACCCUCAGCCUUCAGGUCUCCGAACUGAGAGCCUGAGACUAGAGGAUAGUCCAACGUCUGGCUCAUCUGGCUAUGCUCACGCGCUCGGCAGCAGCUUCAGGGGAUCGAGUCGUGGAGACUCGAUUAGCUCAAGCAUGUUUGGCGAUUCUGAGUCAUUGAUGAACGAGGAUGUACCGGUCGUCAUUAGCCGUAAAGCUACUGGAGAUUGGGAUGAACCUGGUGGUCUGGGUAUCAGCAGCGAAGAGGCUAUCCUCGACUCACGCGAACUUCCCAAGGCUUUACCUCCAAAUCUACUCCACGAAGAGUCGGCUCCUGCUCGAAUGGAAAUCGUCCACAAGAUUCCUAUCAGGCAACGAUCUUCGGAAAAGAUUCAGGCUAAGCGUGAAUCUAUCGAGAGACAUCGCCACGAAUGUGUUGAAUCUGGCGAUGAUGAGGAUGACGAACUGGGCGUAUGCGUGCGAGAGAAGAGCCCAAAGAACGCGGUCAAGGCUCACCGUGGCUCGAAACUUGGGACAGAGAUGAUGCGCACCAACAGCCGAGGAAGCGUGGUGUCAAGCUCUGAUAUCACCCCAGGCGCAGAUACUGUCGAAGUACCUCUCACAGUUAGCGAAGAAACAAUAACCUCCCCAGAGGCCACUGGCGCAACCUUGACACCUCCCGAGCAAUUCCAAGCCUCAGCCGACAACGUCGCUCCAAUCGACCUAAUGGAAACACCCAAGCCUUCCUACUCUCAAGUCAAUCCCCUAGACGAAGAACCAACUCCAAGAGCGCCCUCGGCAGCAUCAAACCGCGCCGACUAUAUUAUGCAACGCUCACCGAGCAAGAAUGCUCGCUAA